This is a messenger RNA of Melitaea cinxia (Glanville fritillary), 1633 nucleotides long. It is a transcript of the gene Eaat1, whose product is annotated as excitatory amino acid transporter 3. Gene Ontology annotation, cellular component: plasma membrane. NCBI's taxonomy places the organism in Eukaryota, Metazoa, Arthropoda, Insecta, Lepidoptera, Nymphalidae. Gene Ontology annotation, biological process: L-glutamate transmembrane transport. The record is from RefSeq and is a predicted model, not a curated record. The transcript has 8 exons. Gene Ontology annotation, molecular function: neutral L-amino acid transmembrane transporter activity; L-glutamate transmembrane transporter activity; glutamate:sodium symporter activity. Bases 36 to 1484 code for a protein of 482 amino acids.
UUAUCAUAUUUCAGAAACGACGGUGUCCUAUCACGAUGCCGCUGCAAAUAAGGCGCAACUGGUGCCCGCAAUUCCUCCGGGAAAACCUCUUGACCAUGCUAACAGUAAUAGGCGUUCUCUCCGGGACACUGCUUGGCUGGGGGCUGAGGGCUUCCGGGAUAGAAUGGUCGAGACGAGAUGUGAUGUACUUCCAGUAUCCAGGUGAACUGUUCCUCAGGAUGCUGAAGUGUUUGAUAGUGCCAUUGUUAGUUUCGUCGAUCGUUUCCGCGAUCGGUUCACUAGAUCUCAGUCUAUCUGGCAAGGUCGGUCUCCGAGCCAUUAUCUACUACAUGACAACGACGGUAUGCGCCGUGAUGCUCGGCAUAGCUCUAGUCACAACUAUCAAGCCAGGGAGAGGCUCUGAGGCUUUUAAUCAGAUGAACGUCACCAAGAAAGUCGUCACCAAGGACACCCUCACCUCCGAUACUUUAUUAGAUCUGAUAAGAAAUGUAUUUCCAGAGAACAUCGCUCAGGCGACCAUUGCAUCGUAUCGAACCAGACUCACCUUUGACCAGAACGACACGAAGGCAAUUAAAGGUCACUUGGAAACAUACAAGAUUGAGGGCGAUUAUCAAAGUGGUAGCAACGUGCUGGGAUUGGUGUGCUUCAGCAUCGUCUUAGGUAUAACUCUCGGGAAGAUGGGAGAGCAGAGUCGACCUUUGCAAGAUUUCUUCCACGCAUUAUCCGAAGCUAUGAUGAUUAUCACUGGAUGGGUUAUUUGGUUGUCACCACUCGGCGUGUUCUUCCUAGUCACAGCUAAAAUUAUGGAAAUAGAAUCAUUUUCGGAGUUAGUUGGUCGGUUAGGGCUUUACUUUAUGACAGUUCUCCUGGGUCUCUUCCUACAUGGUUUUGGAACUCUAAGCGUGCUAUUUAUUCUGGCUACCAAGAAACUGCCAUGUCGUUACAUUGCUAAGAUGGGUCAAGUUAUGGCAACUGCUUUUGGUACUGCUUCCAGUUCAGCAACAAUGCCCAUCACAAUCGGUUGUUGUGACGACAUGGGUCUGGACCCUCGUAUCACUCGCUUCGUAAUUCCCAUUGGAGCCACCAUCAACAUGGACGGUACAGCGCUGUAUGAAGCCGUUGCGGCCAUAUUUAUCGCUCAGCUCAGGAAAGUUGACAUGUCUUUCGGAAAAAUCGUGGCUGUCAGUGUAACAGCAACAGCAGCUAGUAUAGGCGCGGCGGGUAUCCCCCAGGCGGGACUGGUUACAAUGGUAAUGGUGUUGGACACCGUCAACUUGCCUGCCGAGGACGUUUCCAUCAUCCUUGCGGUCGACUGGUUACUUGAUCGAUUCCGUACAACGAUUAACGUUGUCUGUGAUGCGCUUGGAGCCAUCAUCGUGACUUCCCUGUCACAAGGUGACAUUGACAAGACCCGAGCGAUGCAAAACGACAGAGAAGUUGCGCCUGCGCACGAAUUAACCGAGCUAGAAAAGGGUGAGCAUUGAUCGGACUUAUAUAGAGAGCUCGCCAGCUACUAGAUUAGGUACUACUUGUUAGGAAAGUCUUAUGCGGCUAUUUAUUAAUGGUAAAAAAAUUAUUAAUAAUAAUAUAUUUCCACGAUUGUUUAACAUUAAAUUCUUACAUAUCUCUACAA